AUGACAUCAAAUUUAGGAAGUGAAAUAAUAAUGAAAGGAGUAGAAACAGAAGGACAAGUUAGUAAAAAAGUUAAAGAAACAGUAAUGGAAAUAGUAAAGAAAACAUUUAAACCAGAAUUUGUUAAUAGAUUAGAUGAUAUUAUAGUAUUCUCACCACUUUCAGAGAAAGAAUUAAAAGAAAUAGUUAAAAUACAAAUGGGAGAAGUGAUUAAAAUGAUUAAAAAGAGAUAUCCAUUAAGUGAAGUAGAAAUGACAGAAUCAGCAAUAGAAGGAAUCAUUAAAUCCGGAUAUUCAAUAGCAUAUGGAGCAAGACCAAUGCGACGAUAUAUAGAAAAGACAGUAGUAACUUCAAUAACAAAAUCAAUAAUAAGUGGAAUGAUGAAAGAGAAGAAUAAAAUUCAAAUAGAUUAUAAAAAUGAUAAAAUUCAAGUCAAAAUAACAGAUAAAUAA
This is a messenger RNA of Entamoeba dispar SAW760, 450 nucleotides long. RefSeq names its product heat shock protein, putative. The transcript has a single exon. The record is from RefSeq and is a predicted model, not a curated record. Gene Ontology annotation, biological process: cellular response to heat. The coding region runs from base 1 to 450 and encodes 149 amino acids. Gene Ontology annotation, molecular function: ATP hydrolysis activity; ATP binding. Gene Ontology annotation, cellular component: cytoplasm. NCBI's taxonomy places the organism in Eukaryota, Evosea, Mastigamoebida, Endamoebidae.